AAGAAGGGGAGAAAAUAUGAAGCAGUCAUUAGUGGGGAGUAAAUGACGGAAACAGUGUCUGAGCGCGCGACCGGACCCAGCUACAGCGCUUCAAAGAGACUGUGAUGCGCACCAGCCCCCCCUCCUGCUCCGCGUCUCCUUCCUCCGCUUCUCCGUCCUCCUCCUACAUCUCAUGGACUCUCUGUGACUGUGUGGCGUCUCCGUGCUCGUGUCGUCGCAGCCGUCUCCGCUCCGGCCGGUCCCCGUCAGCGCGCUCUGCGCGGCCGUGACGGGCACCAGCAGCGUCCUCCGCUCCCCGGCGCUCACCCACACCAGCUCCCCGGCGCUCACCCAACACCACACCAGCGGCAGCCCCUUCCUCCGUCCCCAGCCUGUGCGUGUGCACGUCCGCGCCUCAGAAGCGGCAGGAAAAACAAGAGAAAAGGGCGCGCACGCGUCUGGCAGCGCCGCUCCGAGGAGCCGAACCCGCACCCGCGCCUCAGAAGAUGAGCUCGUACUUCGUGAACUCGCUCUUCUCCAAAUACAAGAGCGGGGAGUCGCUGCGCCCCAACUACUACGAGUGCGGCUUCGCGCAGGAGCUCGGGGGCAGCCGGCCCACGGUGGUGUACGGGCCCGGCUCCGGGGCCGCCUUCCAGCACGCCCCGCAGAUCCAGGACUUCUACCACCACGGCGCCUCGUCGCUGCCCAGCAACCCGUACCAGCAGAGCCCGUGCGCGGUCACCUGCCACGGGGAGCCCGCCAACUUCUACGGCUACGACGCCCUGCAGCGGCAGAGCCUGUUCGGGGCGCAGGACGCGGACCUGGUCCAGUACAGCGACUGCAAGCUGGGGGGCGCGGCGGGGCUGGGCGGCGAGGACGCGGAGGGCACGGAGCAGAGCCCCUCGCCGACGCAGCUCUUCCCCUGGAUGAGGCCGCAAGUAGCUGCCGGCAGGAGGCGAGGCCGCCAGACGUACAGCCGCUACCAGACGCUGGAGCUGGAGAAGGAGUUCCUGUUCAACCCCUACCUGACGCGCAAGCGCCGCAUCGAGGUGUCGCACGCCCUGGCGCUCACCGAGCGGCAGGUGAAGAUCUGGUUCCAGAACCGGAGGAUGAAGUGGAAGAAGGAAAACAACAAGGACAAGUUCCCCAGCAGCAAGAGCGAGCAGGAGGCGGUGGAGCGCGAGAGGAGGGAGAAGGAGCUGCGGGAUGCAGGUGCCGGUGGGGGAGGCGGCGGGGAGGGGGCCCCGGGGGCCCCCACGGUGGCCGGGGCCGCGGCCGCCACGGCGGGCUCCCAGAGCUCCGGGAACGAGGACUGCUGCGAGAAAUCCCACAAACAGAUGUAGAGAGACCAGAGGAUGGACGGGGGUCUGUGGAAACACUGGGGGGGAAGGACCGGCCCUGCGGCCUCCGCUUCAUCAGAUCGAGGUCCAACAGACUGGGGGGGUGAGGGGAGGUGGGUGGGGGGGCUUGGACGAGUGUACACAGAAAAAAAUCAUCUCACUUUGAGGAAAUCAAACUGACACGGGCAGGGCUUAACAAUCCAUCUCAAAGAAAGAUAGCCAAGAUCACCCCCCACCCCACCCCACCCCGACCCCCCCACCCAGCCGGGAAAAAAGAAAGAAAAGUCCAGAGAGAGGGAUAAAGAGAAGAUGGUGGCGUCCUUUCUUCGUGGAACAAAUCUGUGGAACAUUUCUAUAUUGUUAGAAGUUUAUCAUUAACAUUUUCAUCUUUGGCAGCUGUAUAGUUUUUAAGUUAAAUUUAUGAUGGUGCACUUUUUACUGUAAUUUUCUCUUCAAUGUUGUUGUUGUUUUGGCUCUGAUUUAUGAUGAUGAUGAUGAUGACGAUAAUGAUAGUAGCAAUUAAUGAAAUUUCCAACAACAUGAAACUGCCUAUUUAUGCCGUUUUAGUAUGUUGGCUCUUUUAUACUCACUCUAACUGUCAUUUUAGUUCGUUUUUGACCUGUCAUGGAUAUUUGUUUUUUGUUGUAUUCCUAUCUCUUUUAGGGUAAAGAGCAUGCGCACAGUGCAGAUUUAAAAAAAAAGAAGACAUUCGUAAAAAUAAAAUAAA
Cololabis saira (Pacific saury) is the source of this 2046-nucleotide messenger RNA. Its product is annotated as homeobox protein Hox-B8a. Gene Ontology annotation, biological process: regulation of transcription by RNA polymerase II. Bases 486 to 1322 code for a protein of 278 amino acids. Gene Ontology annotation, cellular component: nucleus. The record is from RefSeq and is a predicted model, not a curated record. Gene Ontology annotation, molecular function: RNA polymerase II transcription regulatory region sequence-specific DNA binding; DNA-binding transcription factor activity, RNA polymerase II-specific. The transcript is spliced from 2 exons. NCBI's taxonomy places the organism in Eukaryota, Metazoa, Chordata, Actinopteri, Beloniformes, Belonidae.